AUGAACACCUUACUUUAUGGUAUUUAUUUGUACCUUCAUUCCAUUUUUUUUAUUACAUAUCAAUAAUACGGGACAAAUAAUACAUUCGAUCUCAAUAGGCAUGCAGUAAUUCCACCCAAAAAAAAGGAGGAAAUAAUAUUAUAAAUAUAAUAAUACUUUCAUUGUGAGGAGUUUUCUUUUUCUUUCUUAUUUUAAUUUUCCAUGAAAAGCCAAAUGGCAGGACAUAACAGACCAAAAAAAAAGCAUUAGGGAGUAGAAUUUGAAAUGCAGUUUAAUUAGUUGGGAAACGUGGAGGCAAACAGAGAGACGCGCCAAUAUCUGACCCUAAUUCCUUUUGAGCUGCAAACUUCCCUAAACAUCUGACUCGCUGCUCACUUCCCUCUCCUUUCGCUCUCUCUCUCUCUCUCUCUCUUCACACCGACAUCCAUUCUUGAUCUGCAUUUUCUUGAUGGGUCAAUUUUCAUGAUCCAAUUCUGCAUAUUCCUCAUUGAAACCAACCAUAUAUGGAUCUUAUUCUAAAAAAUCUGCAAUGUGGAUUGUGAUUAUGUUAUGUGUUUUAAAUUGUUGAAUUCUUGAUUACAUUUGAUUUGGUUUCUUGCAUCGUGUUUCUUGAAUUUCUUGGUUUGUUUUUUGGAGGCAAAUCUUGAGAAGAUUUAUGAAUAAAAAAGAAGAAAAAGAAGGUUGAUGAGAGGCCAAAUCAAAGUAGAAAAAAACAUAUGCAUCUAUGAAGACUUGGGCAUUGAAGUCGCUGCCGCACCACCUGAUGCAGUUAUUAUCGGUUGAGCUUCUUCUUCUGCAAAUAUUUCAGAUGGAAUGGCAGAUCCUGUUAUUUAUGGCAAUUCUGACCGUGACAUCGAACAAGCACUUGUUACUUUGAAAAAAGGCACGCAGUUAAUUAAGUACAGCCGGAAAGGAAAACCCAAGUUUCGCGCAUUCAGACUUUCUCCAGAUGAAACAACAUUGAUAUGGUUAUCACGUGGAGAAGAAAAGAUUCUGAAUUUAUCUUCUGUCUCACGGAUUAUCCCAGGACAGAGAACUGCUGUAUUUAGAAGAUUCUUACGCCCUGAAAAGGAUUACUUGUCGUUUUCACUUCUAUAUAACAACGGUGAAAGAACUCUUGAUCUGAUCUGUAAGGACAAGGUUGAGGCGGAGGUGUGGCUUGCGGGCCUUAAGGCAUUGAUUGGAAGGAAUCGUGGUAGACGUACAAGGAGUGAUAUUUCUGAUCUAACUGACGGUGGAGAUUUUUUGCAAAAUGGCCGUAUCUCUGGUGCAACACUAGACUUAUCUUCAAGUAUUAAUCGUGGGAGAGUGUCUAUUGAUUUAGGUCCUCGUGAUACUUCUUUGAAUUCAGCAAGCUCAGAUGCAGCGUCAGAACGUGCAAAUAUGCAACUAAGAACAAGUGGUGGAGAUGGUUUCCGGAUUAGUGUUUCAAGCACUCCUAGCUGUUCAAGUGGUGGAUCAGGUCCAGAUGACAUUGAAUCAUUAGGUGAUGUUUAUUUAUGGGGAGAAGUUUGGAGUGAUGCCGUUUUCCCUGAUGGGUCCAUGAGCUCAGUUCCUAUAAAGAAUGAUGUGCUGACUCCUAAACCCCUAGAAUCUAACGUAGUUCUUGAUGUACAGCAGAUUGCUUGUGGGGUGCGUCAUGUUGCUCUUGUAACAAGGCAAGGUGAGGUUUUUACCUGGGGAGAGGAAUCUGGGGGGAGACUUGGACAUGGAUUUGAAACAGACUUCAGUUGCCCACGGCUUGUCGAGUUUCUUGCAGUUACCAAUGUGGAUUUUGUUGCUUGUGGUGAGUAUCAUACCUGUGCUGUGACUACAUCUGGUGACUUGUACACUUGGGGUGAUGGUACACGGAAUGCUGGACUCCUUGGCCAGGGCACUGAUGUUAGCCACUGGAUACCGAAAAGGGUUUCUGGACCUCUAGAAGGACUUCAGGUUUUCUCUAUUGCCUGUGGCACAUGGCAUUCAGCUUUGGCAACUUCAAAUGGAAAAUUAUUUACCUUCGGGGAUGGAGCUUUUGGCGUUUUGGGCCACGGAGACAGAGAAAGCUUGUCAUUUCCAAAAGAGGUGCAGUUAUUGAGUGGACUAAAGACUAUAAAGGUUGCAUGUGGUGUCUGGCAUACUGCUGCCAUUGUAGAGGUUAUGAGCCAGUCGGGGGCAAAUGUUUCCUCAAGGAAGCUGUUUACUUGGGGUGAUGGCGACAAAAACCGUUUAGGUCAUGGAAGUAAGGACACCUACUUGCUUCCUACUUGUGUCUCCAGCCUUAUUGACUACAACUUCCACCAGAUAGCAUGUGGCCAAACAUUGACUGUUGCCCUUACAACCUCAGGUCAUGUGUUUACUAUGGGUGGAACUGCACAUGGUCAGCUAGGCAAUCCAGCCUCUGAUGGAAAAAUGCCAACCUUAGUACAAGACAGUUUGGUUGGUGAAUUUGUUGAAGAAGUCUCUUGUGGUGCACACCAUGUUGCUGUGCUUACGUCAAGAAGUGAAUUGUACACUUGGGGUAAGGGUGCCAAUGGACGACUGGGGCAUGGAGACACAGAAGAUCGAAGAACUCCAACUUUAGUUGAAGCAUUGAAAGAUAGGCAUGUUAAAAAUAUAUCAUGUGGCUCAAAUUUUACCACCAGUAUAUGCAUCCACAAGUGGGUUUCUGGAGCAGACCAAUCAGUUUGCUCUGGCUGCCGGCAAGCAUUUGGUUUUACUAGAAAGAGGCAUAACUGUUAUAAUUGUGGUCUGGUGCAUUGCCAUGCUUGCAGUUCCAAAAAAGCUCUGAAAGCAGCAUUGGCUCCUACUCCUGGCAAACCUCAUCGCGUCUGCGAUGCUUGCUAUGCAAAACUUAAGACUUCUGAUACUGGUAAUUAUAACAUCAAUAGGAAAGCUACCACCCCACGCCGCUCAAUAGAUAUCAGGGAGAAAAUGGACAGGGGAGAGGCCAAUACUUCAAGAACUUUAUUUUCUCCUUCUACAGAACCUAUAAAAUAUCUUGAAAUCAAGUCAGUGAGACCUGGAAUGAGAUCUGAGGCUCCUUCUAUUGUCCGAGCUUCCCAAGUUCCAAAUCUCUUACAGCUAAAAGAUAUUGCUUUUCCAAGUUCACUUAGUGCUAUUCAAAAUGCUUGGAAGCCUGUUUCAUCACCAGUAUCUCUGUCUCCUCUGAACUCACCUCAGCCUAUGGGCAAUUCAAGACCUGCUUCGCCAUACUCAAGGAGACCAAGCCCUCCACGUAUUUCCAGUCCUGGAUUUUCUAGAAGUGUCAUUGAUAGCCUGAAGAAGACCAAUGAGAUUCUGAAGAAUGACAUGACAAAAGUGCAAAACCAAAUGAAGACUUUCAAGCAAAAGUGUGAUGCUCAAGAGACAGAAAUCCAAAAACUACAGAAAGAAGCCAACGAAACUGCUUUAUCGGCUAAAAGAGAAGCAUCAAAGUGUAGAGUAGCCAAGGAACUUGUGAAAUCCCUGGCAGAACAGCUAAAAGAAAUGACAGUGCAAUUGCCUCCUGAUAUUCAAGAUAGCGAAACCUUCAAAGCUAUGAAUGGUCAAAUCGAGACUUUUCUGCACAUAUAUGAAACAUCUGAAAGUUCUUCCGUGGCAGAAAGCUUAAUGUCAGGCCAAAAACAUGCAUCUGAUACAACUUCAAAUAUGCAAGAGAAUAGGAUUGAAUAUCAAGCUACUGACUUAUCUCAUGAUGGAAGUGUUCCUCAGGACAGCCAUAGAUUAUCUGUUUCUAGUAAUCCAGAGACUGUACCCCAUCAUAACUCAUCGGAACAUGAGUCCCGAUCACACGACGCUUCAACCUCAAAAAAGGAAGGAGAAAGUAUUGAACAAUUUGAACCUGGGGUGUACGUAACUUUCGUCCAACGUUCCAAUGGAGUAAAGAUCUUCAAACGCGUAAAAUUCAGUAAACGAAGGUUUCAGGAGCAACAGGCAGAAGUAUGGUGGAAAGAAAACAAAGAUAGGCUGCUCAGAAGGUACAGUCCACCAAUAGUAAAUGUUGCUGCUUCAAUUGGAUCAUCCUCUACUCCAGCCUCACCCUCUGCCGCGUCCGCAGCCGCUGUACCAUCAUCUACAGCCCCAGCUGAGGAAACAAAUGAGGGAGGACCAUCAUCUGAAACUUAGUACAUCAUGAUAAUCUAGCAAAUUAGUCUGUUGCAACAAUCAAUGCAGAAAGCUGAUGUAGAAUCAGGAAGUGGCUAGCUCAUUAACGGAAAAGAAAUUAUUAGAUGAUGAUCUUCUUCCCCUCGCCACCAGGAUUCUAGCUCAAACAUCAUAUUGCAACUGUGAAUGUUAAAGAAGGAUAUGUGAUUCAGAAGGCAGAAAAAGAAAAAACAAUCCUCUGUUUCUUAUUUAUUUUCAUUCACCCAUUAAUUAUUUGUUUAUUGCGACGAGACAAAUGUGAUGUACAGUAGACAAACUUUGUUAGGACAUUAUAAACCUCUCCAUUAUUCUAUAGAUUUUAUCAUUUCUUUUUUUAA
Ricinus communis (castor bean) is the source of this 4463-nucleotide messenger RNA. Its product is annotated as PH, RCC1 and FYVE domains-containing protein 1. The record is from RefSeq and is a predicted model, not a curated record. Lineage: Eukaryota; Viridiplantae; Streptophyta; Magnoliopsida; Malpighiales; Euphorbiaceae. The coding region runs from base 814 to 4107 and encodes 1097 amino acids. Gene Ontology annotation, molecular function: metal ion binding. The transcript is spliced from 9 exons.